Messenger RNA from Ramularia collo-cygni, 7035 nucleotides. RefSeq names its product related to 6-methylsalicylic acid synthase. NCBI's taxonomy places the organism in Eukaryota, Fungi, Ascomycota, Dothideomycetes, Mycosphaerellales, Mycosphaerellaceae. The transcript is spliced from 21 exons. The record is from RefSeq and is a predicted model, not a curated record. Gene Ontology annotation, biological process: fatty acid biosynthetic process; secondary metabolite biosynthetic process. Bases 1 to 7035 code for a protein of 2344 amino acids. Gene Ontology annotation, molecular function: phosphopantetheine binding; fatty acid synthase activity; oxidoreductase activity.
AUGACCGACAACUACCUACAGGACCCCAUUGCGGUGGUGGGCAUGGCAUGUCGCCUUCCCGGCAACAGUAACUCUCCACACGCUCUUUGGAAACUCCUUGAAGAAGGAAGAUGUGCAGAGAAUGAGCCACCAUUAUCACGAUUCGACUUCAAGACCCACUAUGAUGGCUCCCUAAAGCCAAAGACCAUGCGAUCACCAGGAGGAAUGUUUUUGGAAAACGUGGAUCCCAAAGAUUUCGAUGCAGCAUUUUUCUCGGUCUCUCCCGCCGAUGCCGCUGCAAUGGACCCUCAACAACGCCAGCUACUGGAGGUAGUAUACGAGUGUCUUGAAAAUGCAGGAAUUCCUCUGGAAGCUCUAGACGGUGCUCCAGUCGGUUGUUUCGUUGGAUCAUAUGCUGUCGAUUAUGCCGACAUACAGUCAAGAGAUCCAGAAGACCGUGUCUCUGGUGUCACAAUUGGUGUUGGCAGAGCACUUCUGAGCAACCGACUGAGUCACUUUUUCAACAUUAAGGGACCAUCGAUGACAAUAGACACCGCCUGCUCUGGCAGUCUGGUCUCAUUGGAUGUUGCCUGCCGCUAUCUCCAAUCUCGAGAAAUCAACGGUGCCAUCGUUGCAGGAGCAAACAUAUACCUCAGCCCUGAGCACGUUAUGGACACUGGUGCUAUGAAGGGUGCUAGUUCAUUGUCUGGCUUGUGCCAUACCUGGGACGCCAAAGCGGACGGAUAUAUCAAAGGUGAAGGAAUUAACUCGGUAAUGUUGAAACGAUUGGACGAUGCGAUUAGAGAUGGAGAUCCUAUAAGAGCUGUCAUUCGUGGAACUGCAACUAACAGUGAUGGCCGGACSCCAGGAAUCGCAAGCCCCAGCAGCGAAGCUCAGGCAGAGGCGAUCCGAGCAGCAUACCGCCAUGCCGGAAUAACGAAUCUUGAGGACACCACAUAUCUCGAAUGCCAUGGAACGGGAACGCAGGCUGGUGAUCCAACCGAGCUCAAAGGCGCCGCCUCUGUUUUCGGCGCCAGUCCUCGCAAGACACCCCUGCGGGUGGGAUCGAUCAAAAGUAACAUUGGUCAUUCCGAACCAGCUGCUGGAAUCUCAGGUCUCCUCAAGGCUGUCCUCACACUUGAACACAAAAUAAUCCCCGGAAAUCCUACUUUCGUCACACCUAGCCCGAAGAUUGAUUUCGAGGCCUUGCAAGUAAAAGCCAGCAGAUACUCCACGCCUUGGCCUGUUGUCCCAAUCAAGAGAGCCAGUGUCAAUUCUUUUGGCUACGGCGGGUCCAACGUACACGUCGUGGUUGAUGCUUUCGAUCGCCCAACGCACAAAUCUUCUUACCGCAACAGCGAAGACUUCGACGACUUCUUCGAAGAUGCCGCCCCCAAGGGAUCUGAGCGUCCCUUUACGCUCGUAUUCUCAGCCAACGACGAGGCUUCGCUCCGCGCGAGUGUGUCAGGGUUGUCGGGUCACCUCAUGAACCCAGAGGUCUCAGUACAAUUGACAGAUCUGGCAUACACGUUGUCAGAGCGAAGAAGUCGCCUAUUCAACCGUGGCUUCUUGGUGACAAAGACACUCGGCGAAGGAUUGGAAACUGGCAACCUAGUUGCGGGUAAGCCAGGAAACGAGCCUCCCAGAAUCGGCUUCGUUUUCACCGGUCAAGGUGCUCAAUGGUCACAGAUGGGAAAACAGCUGUUGCAAACAUUCCCGGAGGCCCGCGAGGUAGUCCAGCGCCUGGACAGGGUGCUCCAAAGCACCCCGAACCCACCAUCCUGGUCGCUGCUUGGUGAACUUACCGAAGCUCGCAGCCCUCAAUUGCUCCGCAAACCAGAGUUCUCUCAGCCACUGGUGACUGCUCUGCAACUCGCCGUUGUUCAGGUCUUGAGAAACUGGGGUGUAUCGCCUCAGGCAGUCGUUGGUCACUCUUCUGGAGAGAUUGCCGCAGCCUAUGUUGCCGGAUACUUGAGCGAAGCAGAUGCUAUCAAGACUGCUUACUACCGCGGACAAGCAGCGCUCAAGGAUGAUACUGAUAAUGCCGAUGUUGGCAUGCUGGCAGCUGGAAUUGGAUCUGACGUUGCGGCAAAGUAUCUCGAGUCUUACAACGGCGACGUUCAAAUCGCUUGCUACAACAGUCCGGAAAGUGUCACCAUGUCUGGCAAGAUAUCGGCUCUCGAAAAAGUGAAGGAUGCCCUCGUCGAGGACGGCCACUUUGCUAGGAUGCUUCAAGUAAACCUCGCAUACCAUUCGACCUUCAUGAACAAGAUUGGAGACGUGUACGAGACCAUGCUCGACCAGAACCUCGACGGAGCCUCUGAUCCUGCAGCCAAAGACAUCACCUGGUACUCUUCGGUCGUGGGCAAGAAGUAUGAACAAGCCAAAGCAGGCGCGCAAUACUGGAAGACCAACAUGGUUUCUCCCGUCCGCUUCCACCCAGCUCUCCAUGAGAUGAUCUCUGGUAAAACCGGAUGCAACUAUCUCAUCGAAAUCGGACCAAGUGGAGCCCUAGCGGGCCCCAUCGCACAGAUCAAGAAAAGCAUCGCAGACGGAGGCGCCAAGGUAGAAUACUCCGCAGCCCUGACCCGCGGUCAAGAUGCCAUCAAUGCAAUCUUCGAGGUUGCAGGUCGCCUCUUUGUCGCGGKAGCGCCUAUCAAUCUUGCCAAGGUCAACAGUCCUACCGACAGCUCAACACCGCCAGCAACCAUCGUGGACCUUCCUAAUUACGCUUGGAACCACUCAACCAAGUACUGGUAUGAAAGCGACGCCAGUCGUGAUUGGAGAUAUCGGAUGUUCCCUCGCCAUGACUUGCUUGGGAGCAAGAUCCUGGGUGCCUCAUACCAUUCGCCCAGCUGGAGGAACAUGUUGGCGGUGGACGAUCUACCAUGGCUCCGUGACCACAAGAUGGGUCCCGAUAUCGUGUUCCCCGCCGCUGGUUACAUCGCCAUGGCCAUUGAAGGUGUGCGACAGAUAACAGAGGCACAGGCGGCUGAACAGCAAGCUCCGAAGCCACAAAGCCCUCGUUACCGUCUUCGAGACAGCACAUUCCCCCGUGCCUUGGUGCUCGAGGAGGGUAAGGCUUCAACCAUCAUGACAAGCAUGACAAAAGUACCCGGUACUGGCAACCCUUGGUAUGAAUUCAAGGUUCUCUCCAAGUCGGGAGAAGUUUGGAGCGAGCACUGUCGUGGUUUGAUUCGCACCGAGCAAAUUCCCAAUAGCUCUGCCACCGCCGCGGAACUUGCUCCCCUGAGACACACGUCGCGCGGAGAUGUUUGGUACAAGGCUCUCAACGAGGUUGGCUAUGGUUUCGGCCGAGCUUUCCAGAAGCAUCUUCGAAUUGAGUGCACAUCUGGUCAACGAAGCAGUCGAUCCAUCGUCGAUCUGAGUGAGCCAGAAAGCGCAUACAGGCAAUCCCCAUACCCGAUGCACCCUGCAUCAAUUGACGGUUGUCUCCAAACUUGUGCUCCGGCUCUUUGGAACGGCAACAGAAGCUCCGUCAAUGCAGUCUUGAUCCCAGCGAUCAUCGACGAUCUGAUUGUGUGCUCCCCUGCAGCAGAUGCUUUGACUGGCGAAGCUAUAUCGAUAGCAUCCGCGGAGUACGUCGGCCUCGGACGAAAAGAUCAGACAAAGAACUACAUGGGCCAUGCAACUAUCUAUGAGCCGGAUUCAGGAGCCAUGUUGUUCCGCGUGAAGGGCCUGCGGUUCCACAAGCUCGACAUGGACCAGAGCAUCAACCACAAGUACACUCGACUCCAAUGGACACCGGAUGUCGAGUUCCUGUCUCAGGAUAUGUUUAGCAAAGUGCUUGACAACAGCUCGGGUCCCAAAGUUGAUCAGAUCCUUGAUCUCCUCGCUCACAAAAGACCUUCAUCGAAGAUCGCCGAGAUCUGUCUUMUACCAGAUACGUCCAGCAGUACCUGGUUAGAUGGAACUACCGGAGUUCGCCAGUGCUGUCGCAAAUUUGUCUUCUUCUCAUCCGACGCCAAGGCACUCGUCUCGACCCAGGAGCGAUACGCUGGUCAAUCCGGGGCGGCCUUUGAAUUCUUCAACCCGGCCCAGAUUACCACGGACGACAAGGUCUUCGAUCUAGUCAUACUGCGAGUCAACGGCUUUGAACAGGUCCCCCGAGAGACAGCCGCCGCAAUCCAGGCUGCGUUGGCCAGCGGUGGCAAGCUUUUGGUCGUUGAAGAGUCUUCGGCUGAUGUUGACCCUUCUUUCUCUGUGGUCCAAUCUCUGGAGCAGGCAGGAUUCUCGUCCAGCCAAGUUAUGGCGAUCGACCUUGGAAACUCCACCCAGAAAGCCUAUCUUGCUACCUCUGGUGCUGAAGUCGCAACAGAUUCUCGGUACAUCGAAAUUGGAUACUUCCACGAGCCAGGCCCCGAGACCAAGGCCAUCGUUGAUGGUCUUGAGGCYCACGGUUGGUCGGUGUCCAUGUUCUCAYUUGAGAAUGGAAUCCCAGAGUCCAAGGGACCACUUUUGAUCCUCGACGAACUCACCAAGCCAAUCAUCUCAACGACGUCCAGCGCCCAGUGGGAGACGCUCCAGAAGCUUCUCACUAGUACUCGCCCAAAACUUUGGGUCACAGAAGGUUCCCAGAUGGAAGUGACGAAGCCAGAAAACGCGAUGAUCCACGGUAUGUGUCGUACAGUGCGCGCAGAGGACCCAUCGGUCGCUAUCACUACGCUCGAUAUGCAAAGUCGGGAUGGAAAGCACACGGUAUCCACUAUCAGCACAAUCCUCGACCAUGUCCAGCGGAAGGGAGAUUCGACCGACCACGAAUUUGUCGAACGUGAGGGAAUCGUCUACAUCAGCAGGGUGUUGCCAAACACGGUUGUCAACCAGAUGACACAUGAGCGCAUCAACGGAAGAGAGCUCGAGGAACUCAAGCUUCACGACCAAACCUCCACGGUGAGGUUGAUCUCCGAGCGUAUCGGAACACUGGACAGCUUGCAAUUCAACGAUAUUGGCGAGCUUCCACUCGGACCGAACAGAGUGGAGGUACAGCUCGAGGCUGCAGGACUCAACUUCAAAGACUUGGCCAUCUCGAUGGGUAUUGUGCCAGAGAACGAGCACUUGCUUGGUCUUGAGGGUGCUGGAGUCGUGGUUCGUCCUGGAGAGACCAACUACAAAGUCGGCGACCGAGUGAUUGUCUUCGAGAAAGGAACCUUCGCUAACCGCAUCAUUGCGACGACGGAGCGUGUCUAUCGCAUUCCGGACUGGAUGUCAUUCGCAGAGGCCGCCACCAUUGCAAGUGUUUACUUGUGUGCCAUGUACAGCUUGUACGACCUUGGAGGCCUCAAGGCUGGACAGCGUGUCCUGAUCCAUUCAGCCACUGGCGGUCUUGGAAUUGCUUCCAUCAGGCUCAGCCAGCACAUUGGGGCCGAAGUGUUCGCCACAGCGGGUAGCGAAGAGAAGAGGAAGCUUCUCCGAGAGGAGUUUGGUAUUCCGGCAUCGAACAUCUUCAACUCGCGAACCACUGAAUUUGCGGAGCAACUCAUGAACGUCACAAACAACGAGGGUGUCGACUGCAUCAUCAACUCGCUCACUGGAGAGCUUCUUGAUGAGUCCUGGAGGUGUAUCCGUGAAGGCGGUACAUUUGUGGAACUCGGAAAGAAGGACAUGCUGGACAGGAACUUCCUCUCUAUGGGAAUCUUUGGACGCAACGUCUCUUACCGCUGUCUUGACAUGGCACACAAGGAAAUCACCGAUGAGCUUAUUGCCAGUCUGUUCAACCGGUUGAUGCCGCUCAUGGAGCACAAGAUCCUCUUGCCAAUCAACCCCAUCAAGACAUUUGCUUGGGAUCAGAUCCCAGAGGCAUUCCGAUACAUGAGAGGAGCGAAUCACAUUGGAAAGAUUGUCAUCUCCAAGCAGCCGCAAGAGGAAAUCGUUGUCAAGGCCCGCCCAAUGGCUCGAGAGCUCCGCUUAAACCCCAACAAGUCGUACCUCAUUGUAGGCGGCUUGAAGGGACUCUGUGGAAGUCUUGCGAUCCAGCUUGCCCGACGAGGAGCGAAGCACAUCAUGGCCAUGGCUCGCAGUGGCUAUGCUGACGAUGUGUCUCAAGCUACAAUCAGGAGUGUAGAGUCUGAAGGUGCAGAGCUACAGCUCAUGGUUGGAGAUGUUUCUCGACUUCAAGACGUCCAGAACGCCUUCUCCAAGGCUGUUCGUCCGAUUGGAGGUGUUAUUCAAGGUGCUAUGGUCUUGCGGGACAAGAUAUUCACAUCCAUGACCAUCGACGAGUUCCAUAUCGGUGCGACACCAAAGGUAACAGGAACUUGGAAUCUGCACAAUGUUGCUCUUGAGCAUAACCUGGACUUGGACUUCUUCACCAUGCUCUCCAGUAUUUCUGGAGUCGUGGGCCAGAGAGGUCAAGCACAAUACGCAGCAGCAAACGCCUUCCUGGAUGCCUUUGCGUCUUACCGUCGUCAAGCACUCGGCCUGCGUGCAAACUCCGUCGACCUGGGUGCUGUAGAGGAUGUUGGAUACGUGAGCCGCAACACAGACCUCCUCCAGAUCUUCGAUCCUACGACCUGGACUCCAAUCAACGAGCCUUUGCUGCUCGAGAUCACCGAGCAAUCGAUUCUCCAGCAAAUGGACAAGACCUGUMCUGCCGGAGCAGACGAGGCUCAAUUGAUCACCGGUAUUGCCGUACCACUUGGAGGCGACUCGCCUUUGCUCGCCAAUGACGCUCGAUUUGGCGGUCUGUACUUCGGCAACCAAAGCGACGAUUCGUCCGCCGGUGAUGGAGUAGACAAGGAACUCGCGACACUGCUCCUCCUUGCUCGCUCACCAGCCACCGAGGCCAUCGAUAGCCAGAUUCUGGAUCUGUGCAUUGAGGUUGUGAACAGACAAUUCCAAAAAAUUCUACGCUUGCCGGAGCCUAUGGAGCCUGCUAAGCAGUUGAACAGUUAUGGUCUGGAUUCUCUUGCGGCUGUCGAGCUUCGCAACUGGAUUCGGAAGGAUUUGUCUGCAGAUCUCACCACGUUGGAUAUCACCAAUGCGACAUCCCUGAUUACAUUGUGUGAGAAGGUUGUUUCUAAGAUACAGGUAGCAUAG